CCAAUCAAUUUAUCGCCUUUUUACGGUCUCUGUUUUGUGCAUUUUGUGCGAAAAAGCGGUGAAUAAGCUUAAUUUUAUCAAAAUUAAAGGUGAGGUAGCGCAAUUAAAUAAUUAUCUCACUUUUUAAAAACUUUUACGAUGGCGCAAAACAGUCGAUUAUACUUAUUUAGACGCAAGAGUUUUUAGGCUUGUAUCAGCCUUCUCCAUAUACCUUAUUUACCUCGAAACAAAAUCAAUCUACGAUCAAGAUGACAUCAAUGUUUGACCAGUACGAACAAGCUUCUCAGCGUUCCAAGCAAGUACUGGCACCACCAAUUCGUCCGGAUAUUAGCACAGCUGGUUUUAUUCAAAUGAAGUUACAAGAUGAUGGACCGAUAUUCACUAAGCAAAAAGUCAACUUUCUGCCAUCGGACAAAAUUCUUCAUUUAGUUGUUAGCAGUAACACAAUUGUAAUAGCUAUGGCUAACAAUAUUUUGUUGCGCAUUGACAUGAAACAACCUGAUAAAACUGAAGAAAUUGACAUAUCCAAAUAUGCACUAAGCAUGAAAAUGUCCGGCUUGUUUUUGGAUCCAUUGGGUCAUCACUUGUUGAUAACUCUGGUACCAAGGCAUGGAGAGAAUCCACUUCCAGAAUUAUUCUACUUACAUAGAAAGACAACAAAACUCAAGCAGGCUGGAAAGUUCAAGGGCCACGAAAUCACCGCAGUGGGUUGGAAUUUUUCUAAUGCUUCGGAAACGAGUACCGGUCCUAUUUUACUGGGUACUGCGAAGGGCCUGAUUUUUGAGACAGAGAUUGGCUUAGAGACCGACAAGAUUUUUAAUACGAGUUUAGAGCAGUAUUGGCGUCAGGUAUUUGAUAUAGGAAAAAAUAGCAAGCCUCCAAUCACUGGAAUAGAAUUCCACAAAAUUCCUAAUUCGGAUAAAUACGUGAUCAUCGUAACCACUCUUAUGCGCAUUUAUCAAUACAUCGGCGCCAUUGGCAAUCCUGAAGAGAAGCCUCUCUUACAACAAGUGUUCUACAGAUAUUUGAAUGCACAAGAGACCUUCAACGAAGUAAUAAAUUCUUUAUCAUAUUCAAAGAUGCAAUUUUAUUAUCCAUCAUUGGGCGUCCUGCCAAAAUCUUUUGGAUGGCUGACGGAAGCUGGUAUUCUGUACGCUCAGGUGGACGCGAAACCGGACACAAACAAUGUGCUGAUAAACCAACGGAUGUUGACAUGCCCGGAAACGAGUCUCAUGGGUAGUAACGGUCCGCAAACCACUUCGAUACCGUUAUCUUUUGUGCUGACGGAAUUCCAUGCGCUAUUGUUGUAUUCAGAUCAUGUGAAGGGCAUAUCACUGCUAAAUCAGGAAUUGAUUUUCGAAGAUGUUUAUAACGAUGCAGUCGGUAAAUUAAUUGGCAUUACCAAAGAUCCGGCGACAAGAUCGAUUUGGGCUUAUAGCGAGCGAGCUGUUUUCAAAUAUAAAGUAACGAAGGAAGAUAGGAAUGUUUGGCAGGUAUAUGUCGAUAAAGGCGAAUUUGAACUAGCUAAGCAAUAUUGUAAAGAUAAUCCGGCACACAUCGACCAAGUGCUCGUGAAACAAGCAGAAAUGCUUUUCAAGAAUAAAGAAUACGAAAAGAGUGCUCUAAUAUACGCUGACACUCAUUCGUCUUUCGAGGAAAUUUCAUUGAAAUUUUUGCAGGAAUGGCAAAUCGAAGCACUGAAAACGUUCUUAUGUAAGAAACUCGACGGCUUGAAGACACAAGACAAGACGCAGAUAACAAUGAUUGUCAUUUGGGUAACAGAGUUGUUUAUGAAUCAAAUGGGAGCUCUCCGCAGUAGCAACACAUCCUAUCUUCACGAUAUGCAGUACAUGGAAUUGCAGAAGCAGUUUGACAGCUUCCUCACUAUUCCAAAAGUCGAGGAAUGUAUCAGGAGAAAUCGCAGCACAAUAUACGACUUAAUGGCCAGUCACGGUGACAAAGAUAAUCUGAUACGUCUGACAAUAAUGCACUGCAAUUAUGAGGAAGUGAUUCGUCAACAUCUGUAUAAAAAUAACUAUUUAGAGGCGCUAGGGGUGCUUAAAAGUCAGAAUAAUAAAGAUCUCUUCUAUCAAUUCGCCGGCAUAUUGUUACAAGAGUUGCCACGGCCUACGGUGGCUGUCUUGAUUUCGCAAGGAUCCUCACUGAAACCAGCAAAGCUUCUGCCAGCUUUGGUCUCAUGCAAUAGUGACGAGAAACACGCGAAAGAAAUUAUUAAAUAUUUGGAGUUUUGCGUAUACAAACAGGGUUCACAAGAGCAAGCAAUUCACAAUUUUCUUUUGUCCCUGUAUGCACGUUACAAGCAGGACGAAGUAAUGCGAUAUAUAAGCUCUCAAGGUCAAGAUAUCAGCAUGGUGCACUAUGAUGUGCAUUACGCGCUGCGAUUGUGUCAAGAGGUAAGCUUGACAGAAGCCUGUGUGCAAUUAUCGGCUUUACUCGGUCUGUGGAUCACUGCUGUAGAUCUUGCGCUUACAAUCAGUGUAGAACUUGCCAAGCAGAUUGCUGCUAUGCCAUCUGAUCAUGAUGACGAGCUGAGGAAAAAACUAUGGUUGAAGAUAGCGGAGCAUGUGGUACGAGAAAAAGACGACAUACAGCAAGCAAUGGAAUUUUUGCAACACUGCGAUUUAGUUAGGAUAGAAGACAUUUUACCUUUUUUCUCCGAUUUCGUCACGAUUGAUCAUUUCAAAGAAGCUAUUUGCAAUUCGCUGCAGGAAUAUAAUCAGCAUAUUCAAGAUCUUAAGGAGGAGAUGCAGGAAGCCACGAAAGCAGCAGAGCUAAUACGGAAAGACAUUCAAGCCUUCAGAACUAGAUGCACUUUUGUGCAUGCGCGAGACACAUGUAAUACAUGUGAGGUGCAACUAUUGCUGAGACCUUUCUAUGUAUUUCCCUGCGGUCAUAAAUUUCACAGCGAUUGUUUAGUGGCAGCGUUAACGCCGAUGCUAUCCAUGGAUCAGAGAACAAAAUUAGCAGAUCUUCAACGACAAUUUACAGCUAUUUCAAAUCGGCCCGAAGAUACCACCUCGAUAACUUCUGUGUCAUUGUCCACGAGAGAUAAAAUCAAGACUGAUAUCGAUGAAUUGGUCGCUUCGGAGUGUCUCUAUUGUGGAGAACUUAUGAUAGAAUCAAUAGAUAAACCAUUCAUUGAGGAAGAGGAUUAUGAACGCGUAAUGAAGGAAUGGACGUAAUGAAAAUUUCUCACUGAAAAUGUGAUAGA
Messenger RNA from Atta colombica, 3232 nucleotides. It is a transcript of the gene dor, whose product is annotated as vacuolar protein sorting-associated protein 18 homolog. Gene Ontology annotation, cellular component: endosome; HOPS complex. Gene Ontology annotation, biological process: endosome organization; lysosome organization; endosome to lysosome transport. Lineage: Eukaryota; Metazoa; Arthropoda; Insecta; Hymenoptera; Formicidae. The coding region runs from base 249 to 3203 and encodes 984 amino acids. Gene Ontology annotation, molecular function: protein-macromolecule adaptor activity. The record is from RefSeq and is a predicted model, not a curated record. The transcript is spliced from 18 exons.